Molecule: messenger RNA, 1651 nt
Organism: Papaver somniferum (opium poppy)
Lineage: Eukaryota; Viridiplantae; Streptophyta; Magnoliopsida; Ranunculales; Papaveraceae
Product: protein ABCI12, chloroplastic-like
Exons: 8
Coding region: 38-1213 (391 amino acids)
Cellular component (GO): chloroplast
Source: RefSeq, a predicted model, not a curated record
UCUUGUUCCUCAAUUUUAUGAAGAACCCAUUUCAGUCAUGAAUUUCAUCAAAGUUCAGACCUCUCCUAUUCUAUCCCCAAAUUCAGUUAAUAAAAACCUAAUCUUCAUAAAAUCUAAACAUGGGUUUGUGUCGAUUGACUCAAACUCAAACCUUAAAACUCAGUAUUCAUGGAAGAUAAACAAAACCCUUGAUACUAAAAGAAGGAAAUUUGAAGUUUAUUGUUCAGUGAAUGACAGUAAUGGUGAUAAAACAAGUAAUAUAUGGAUGAAAUGGAUGCCCAAAGGAGACAUAGCUGAAAAGGUUUUCAGAUUAAUAUCAAGUGCUACUUCUAGUCCAAUUUGUCAGUAUGUUUCAUCUCCUACCACAUUUUUGCAUUCUGUGGAUCCUAGAAUCAAAUUGGUAUGGUUAUUGGCACUUGUUGUAUUACCAGCAAGAUCACAUAUUGUAAUGCGAUUCGGAUUAGUUGGAUACUUAGCUCUUUUGUCGAUAUGGAUUCUCCCACGCCAAGUUUGGAUGGAUCAAUUGGGAAGAGUUGGAUUGUUGUCUGGGAUUCUAUUUAUAAUGUUGGGUUUGGGUUCGGAUGGUGUACCUCCACUUGUUCAGUCAAGAACUCCACCACCUGCGAUGAUGGGAUUGUCUAAUAUUCCAGCUUCAUUGGGAGGUUAUUCAUAUUUGGUUAUGAAGCUUGGUCCAUUGCAGCUUACAAGGAAAGGAUUGGCAGUAGCAAGCACAUCCGCAUGUUUAACUUUCACCAUCUUCCAAAGUGCAAGUUUGUGUCUAUCUACAACCACACCGGAGGAACUUGCUGCCGCUUUAAGAUGGUUUAUGCUUCCAUUAGCACGUGUUGGUGUUCCUGUGUCUGAAGUAAUCCUCACCCUACUGCUUUCCUUGAGGUUCAUCAGUCUAGUUUUUGACGAGGUUCGUAAUGCUGCACUCGGGAUUGUAGCUCGAAGGAUUAAUUGGAAGCAUUUGACAAUAAUGGAAACAGUUGAAAUUUUCUUCAUAUACGUACGUCGAAUCUUCAAAAAUAUUUUUAGCCAUGCGGAGCAGAUCACGCAGGCUAUGAUUGUUAGAGGAUUUCGUGGUGAUGCAAACACUCAUAAGAUUUACUUCCUACGGAAUUCAUCGUUUCGGUUCGCCGAUUUUGUUUCCUUAUUGUUCCUCGGUGGUGUUAUUGGCGCCGCAAUUUUGUCUGAGUACUACCUCAUCUGAUACAUAUCUCAUAAAAAAACUGCCAAAAGCUGGUAUAAUGAUACAUCCAAUUUCAAGUGGGUGUGGGGAAUCUGAACAUCCAUAUGCACCGUAUCCCUUCAAGCCAUAGUUGUGCCGAGUGUGAAUUCACAGGACUGAUAUAGGCGCGAACGGGGAUGUUGUAUGGAGGACGUAACAUAAUUCAUCACAUGUGGUGAGUGCAUCUCACUUUUGAUUAGUCCUGUCGGAUUUAGCACCUAGCGGCGAAGGGGAUUCUUUACUGUGACAAAAUUAGUUGAAUACUCUGAAGCUCUACGAAGAUGUAGUAAUUGUAGAUCUCUGCACUUAAUUUGUGUGAAGCAUUAUUUUAGCCCCACUUGGGAUUGCAUUUGUUCAGUAUUACUCUGUAACUAACUUUUAGUCAAAAUAGAGUUCGACUCAGAGUUCUGUUUGGAGGAA